Molecule: messenger RNA, 597 nt
Organism: Juglans regia (Persian walnut)
Lineage: Eukaryota; Viridiplantae; Streptophyta; Magnoliopsida; Fagales; Juglandaceae
Exons: 1
Coding region: 1-597 (198 amino acids)
Source: RefSeq, a predicted model, not a curated record
AUGUCUCCCUCAGACAACCCAAACACACAGACACCCUCUUCCACUGCCACAUCACUUGUUGUUUUCAACAUCACUGCCCAAAUAAAUGAGAAACUCACACCCUCCACAUUUCCACAGUGGCGUCCUCAAUUUGAAGCCCUCCUCAUUGGCUACAAUCUGAUGGAUUAUGUAACCGGUGAUUUAUUGUGUCCAUCAUCUGAUGGCAUCGCUUCUUCCAUUUCUCAGAAAACCCACUGGGUUAGACAAGACAAACUCAUCCUCAAUGCUAUCCUUGCAUCUACAUCCACCACUAUUACCCCACUCAUUGCCACUGCCAAGACCUCUCAUGAGUCAUGGAAAAAAUCAACCACCAUGUAUGCAAGCAAAUUGCGCACAAAAGUUAUGCAACUCAAGGAAGAACUCACCUUGAUCCAACGAGGGAAUCAACCGGUUCUAGACUAUUUACAUGCUGUCAAAGCCUUAGCCGAUGAGAUCGCCCUCAUUGAUCACCCAAUUUUUUAUGAUGAUCUCACUUUCUUUGUUCUCAAUGGCUCGGGUCCCAAUUUUACGGAAAUUGCUGCUCCCAUUCGGGCAAGGGAAAAAUCCCUUAUUUUUUAG